CAGCACAUUUGUCACCUUUGUUAGUUCUUCUGUCAGUUUACUGCUUCAAAGUCAACUGAAUUUAGAUUUACAAUUAGAGAGCAAAAUUGGAAAUACUUCAUCUCACAAAUUUUGUGCUACAUUUUUUCUACUGUGAAUUCAUGAAUAACUCUUCUCAGCUGGCGAGUUUCUUCUUCCUCAUUUUCAUCAUAGCGUUCACACACGAAUCGUCCAGUUCAGCGAUCAUCAAUCCAUCUAAGUCUAAGCAAAUUUCAUGGAAACCUAGAGCUUUUGUAUAUGAAGGAUUUCUUACGGAUGAAGAAUGCAAUCACUUGAUAUCACUUGCGAAAUCGGAGCUGAAGAGAUCUGCUGUGGCAGAUAAUGAGUCUGGAGAGAGUAAGCACAGUGAGGUUAGGACCAGCUCUGGAAUGUUCAUUUCCAAAGCUAAGGACCCUAUCGUCUCAGGGAUAGAGGAUAAGAUAGCAACUUGGACCUUUCUACCCAAAGAAAAUGGAGAAGAAAUACAAGUACUACGAUAUGAGGAGGGGCAGAAAUAUGAGCCGCAUUAUGAUUACUUUGUAGACAAGGUUAAUAUUGCUCGAGGUGGACACAGGUUGGCCACUGUACUUAUGUAUCUCACUGAUGUUGAAAAGGGAGGUGAGACUGUCUUCCCAAAAGCAGAGGAAUCUCAUCGACGUAGGUCAAUGGCAGCAGAUGACAGUUUGUCUGAAUGUGCAAAGAAGGGCAUAGCAGUGAAGCCACGGAAAGGAGAUGCCCUGCUUUUCUUUAGUCUCUAUCCAAAUGCCACUCCUGAUCCUAUUAGCCUUCAUGGUGGGUGCCCUGUACUUCAAGGUGAGAAAUGGUCAGCAACAAAGUGGAUUCAUGUGGAUUCCUUUGACAAAACUGUGGGUACCGAUGGAAAUUGCACCGAUGCUGAUGAGAAUUGUGAGAGAUGGGCUGCUCUUGGCGAAUGCACCAAGAAUCCUGAGUAUAUGCUGGGAAGUGCAGACCUUCCAGGAUAUUGUAGGAAGAGCUGCAAAGCAUGUUAAAUCUGUAUGCUUCUCUCUUCUACUAAAUUAGUGUCAAGAGUCGAGACAGUGACAGUAACUUGGUUUAGUUGUUUGUAUUUGAUGUUAACUCAAUCCAAAACAAGUUUUCUUCAACUUCCUCUUUUCCUUGUGA
Molecule: messenger RNA, 1161 nt
Organism: Solanum pennellii
Lineage: Eukaryota; Viridiplantae; Streptophyta; Magnoliopsida; Solanales; Solanaceae
Product: probable prolyl 4-hydroxylase 4
Exons: 7
Coding region: 141-1028 (295 amino acids)
Biological process (GO): peptidyl-proline hydroxylation to 4-hydroxy-L-proline
Cellular component (GO): endoplasmic reticulum
Molecular function (GO): L-ascorbic acid binding; procollagen-proline 4-dioxygenase activity; iron ion binding
Source: RefSeq, a predicted model, not a curated record